This is a messenger RNA of Magnolia sinica, 938 nucleotides long. Its product is annotated as glutathione S-transferase U17-like. Gene Ontology annotation, cellular component: cytoplasm. Gene Ontology annotation, molecular function: glutathione transferase activity. The transcript is spliced from 2 exons. Gene Ontology annotation, biological process: glutathione metabolic process. The record is from RefSeq and is a predicted model, not a curated record. Lineage: Eukaryota; Viridiplantae; Streptophyta; Magnoliopsida; Magnoliales; Magnoliaceae. The coding region runs from base 44 to 733 and encodes 229 amino acids.
CUGAUUAGGAGGUGUUUGUGAGUGUGCAUUUGUAGCCACAGCAAUGAGCGAAGUAAAGCUGUUGGGGGCAUGGGCCAGUCCAUUUGUGAUGAGGCCCAGGAUCGCCCUCAAUCUAAAAUCUAUCUCAUAUGAAUUCCUGGAAGAGACAUUCGGAUCCAAGAGCCAGCUCCUCCUGCAAUCCAACCCUGUUUACAAAAAGAUCCCAGUCCUCAUCCACAAGGACAGGCCCAUCUCCGAAUCCAUGAUCAUCGUCCAAUACAUCGACGAAGCCUGGACCACCGGACCGACAAUCCUCCCUACCGAUCCUUACGAUCGGGCCAUCGCCCGCUUUUGGGCAACCUACAUAGACGACAAGUGUUUCCCUGGGUUGUUUGUGAUCGUUCGAGCGCAGGGAGAGGAAGACAAGGCAGCAGCGAUUGAGCAGGUAAUUGAUGGGCUGCAGUUGUUGGAAGAGGCUUUUGAGAAGUGCAGCAAGGGGAAGGAAUUCUUCGGUGGGGAACACAUCGGUUACCUAGACAUUGCGUUGGGUUGCUACUUGGGGUGGCUAAAGGCGACAGAAAGUAUGACGUGCACCAAGUUUCUUGACAGUGAGAAGCUUCCUCACUUGACGGGAUGGGCCGCGCGCUUCUGCUCAGAUAGUUCCGUAAAGGAGGUGAUGCCGGAGACGGAGAAGCUGGUGGAGUUUGUCAAGGUGUUUCAGGCCAAGUUCAAGGCUCCUCCUCCUUCCACUUGAACUAGGAUUACCUAGAGAGAAGAAUGUAAAAUGCGUUGCUUUUGCAUGAUAAAAUGUCAUUAUGUAUAAUAAUAGUGUUAAAAAAGAUUAGUCAGUCCUUUUGGGCUGUUUGGUCAUUUUCUUUUUAACCUUUUUUUAUGUGCAUGUCGAGAUAAUCCUUAUGUUUAUUUAUACAAGGCACUCUCAAGUCCAACUGGUUGGAAUA